This is a messenger RNA of Trypanosoma theileri, 2253 nucleotides long. RefSeq lists its product as uncharacterized. The record is from RefSeq and is a predicted model, not a curated record. NCBI's taxonomy places the organism in Eukaryota, Euglenozoa, Kinetoplastea, Trypanosomatida, Trypanosomatidae. The coding region runs from base 1 to 2253 and encodes 750 amino acids. The transcript has a single exon.
AUGGCAGGAGAAUCACAAACUACAAGGCAGUUACAAGCAUAUUGGCGACAAAUGCUUACGAACAGCUUCAAAGAUUCCCCUGAUGAAAGACUUCAGGUGUACACAUGGCUUUCCAACGUUCCAUAUGAUGGGAAUAAAUUGUGCUCCGAUCUCUGGGUGUUGGCAAUGCUAAAAGCCGUUCAGGAUCCCUGGUCUCGCGUCCGCAAACUUGGACGUGAGAGUCUACUUGCCGAAGUGACCGCUGCAGCAGUCACACCAAAUAAAAUGGUUAUCCGUCGCCUUGUGGGUCUUCUCUUCUAUAAGUGGCCUAGACUACAGCACUGGUAUGAGAAGGAGGGAAUGUUGAAACUUUGGGAAGGAUUGGUGUUGUGCACACCAUGUGUAAAUGAGGAUGUAGGCGUCUUAUCUCAUCUUUUACUUAAUGUUGUAUUACAAUCAUUCUCUGACCCUCAAUUUCCAGUGCGUGAAGUAGCUGUUGGUAUCGCUCUUCAGAUAGCAAAGCGCAGUAAAGAACUCGCUUCUUUUAUAAUGGAUUACAUUUUUGCAAAGUUUAGAGUUUUUCUCAAAAAAAGUGAAGAAUCAGAGGUAAUAAUGCAAAUAGAUGGAUUUCUUGACUGUUUUGCGAAAUUAUUAGUUAUACGCUCUGAGUCCAAUCUUAAUCUAUGGUGGGUCAAGAUUCAACCAAUUCUUCAACAAUUUGCUCAUCAUUCUGCUGCUAGCAUUCGUCAACGGGUUGCAGAAGUGUGGACUAUACAAUCAGAAGAAUGUUUUAAAAUGUUGCUAGAUGGUAUUAUUAAAAUGGUUCAAACACCUUCACAGGAUGAUGAAUGGUGGCGAAUGGUGGAAACUCUUCUUAUGGCACUUCAGAAACAAUUAGAACGAUAUUUAUCUUUUCCGAAAAAGGUAACAAAAUUAGGAUUUCAGGCCAAACUUCAAAUUUCCGACUCCCUUCAUGCGAUUCUGGUGUUUGCUGAAGCAAAACAAUUUGAAGUGGCAAGAAUGGGAAAACAGGUUUUACCUUUACUCAUACAGUUUUGGGUUCGUUUUGCUCCUUCUCUUUCUUUUGUAAAAGAAUGUUGUAGUAAAUCGGCAGUACGAUUUCAAGAACGUGAAUAUUUUUCUGUAUUAUUUUUACCUGAAAUUAUUUGGUUUCUGACACUUCGACGUUAUAUCCAGCCCAAGACAGAAGUGAAAGAAGUUAAAGAUGUAGUGAGUCAGUAUGUGUUAACUCUGUUUGAAAAGAAUAUUGGAACCCCCUUAGAAUUAAAAUCAGAAAAAGAAAAUAUAUUACCUUUAACACGUUCUGGUGUUUCCCUUUCGAUUUUGUUACUUUGCACAUAUUUUCCUGAAUGUUGUAAUGAUUCUGUCGAUGAUAAUGGUGGUACCAUUAUGAAUAUGGCGUUGAGUAAGGAACUUUGGGAAAAAACAUUGGAAGAAGAUGCAAAUAAUGUAAAAUAUGCGGUUGAUUUUUCCCUAGUUGUGCGGCAGAGUGGAGGAACAGUAAUGCAUCUUGUUCCAACAUGGCUUCAUUGGUUCUCUAGUGCAUGUGCACAUCAACAAUGUUUGAUACUUGAGGCAGUGAAAAUUGCAAUUGGUGCAAAAAAACAUUGGAUAUCUCAUAAAUUUUUUUCCUUUGCGUAUCAUUCAACAUUUGAUGCCCCGACCAUGCAAGAUGGUGGAGAGGAUAUUUCUCGUGGAUUUCAUUGGCUUAAAGAAUAUUACCCUUCAGAAUCUUUAUUGCCUGAAAUUUCCUCUACUGUUUUAAGUAAUAAUGAUAGUCGUUUAUCUAAUAUUACGGAAUAUCUUCAUACCUUGGUAUAUAAUAAGGUAUUCAUGUCAAAAGGAGCUGAACCUUCUGUUUUGCAUAUUAUACGCUCUGUGAUGUUAGUUGAAUGUGAGGAGGAUCCUACAGAGAAAACAAUGGUUUGUAUAGUAUCUGCUAUCAUUUCCCGUUUGGAAAAUGUGACUCCGAAUUGGCGGGAUACGUUGUUAACACUAAAUAGUGAAGAAAAUAAUGAUUUUGGCACUAUUACCUCUUGUGAAAUCAAUAGUGAUGGUGGUUGCAGUGAUUGGGAUGAAUCAGACAGCGAUUCCGGUGUAGGAGUUAUUGCGAUAGAAGAAGAAAUUAAGGAAGCCAGAGCCCAAUUAGCAGCUAUUAUUCGCAUCUGUUUCGCUAGAGAUCAAGGGAAACUCUUAGAGGUUGCAUGGCCCAAAGACGUUAGAAAAGGAAUUGAAUUACUUUGCGGUGUCUAA